This is a messenger RNA of Ananas comosus (pineapple), 1280 nucleotides long. Its product is annotated as uricase. The transcript is spliced from 8 exons. Gene Ontology annotation, biological process: urate catabolic process; purine nucleobase catabolic process. Bases 81 to 929 code for a protein of 282 amino acids. NCBI's taxonomy places the organism in Eukaryota, Viridiplantae, Streptophyta, Magnoliopsida, Poales, Bromeliaceae. Gene Ontology annotation, cellular component: peroxisome. Gene Ontology annotation, molecular function: urate oxidase activity. The record is from RefSeq and is a predicted model, not a curated record.
UAACCGUAUAUAUAAAAGAAAAUUUUAACUUAUUUCCCCUCGAAGGGAAAGGAAGGAAGAAGAGACGAUCUCACUCCGCCAUGGCCGAGGGUUUCAAGCUCGAUCAGAAGCACGGGAAGAGCCGCGUUAGGGUUUCUCGGGUUUGGAGACAACCCCUCAGCGGCGGCGAUGCGAUCGUGGAGUGGAACGUGAGCGUAAGCCUCUUCUCCGACUGCCUCCCAGCGUACACCUCUGGCGACAACUCCGCCAUCGUCGCCACCGACUCCAUGAAGAACACCGUGUACGCGAAGGCGAAGGAGUGCUCCGAGGUCGUCUCUGUGGAGGUGUUCGCGAUUAUUCUCGCGAGGCACUUCUCUUCAUUCUAUCCUCAGGUUUCGGCUGCUGAGGUUAAAAUAGUUGAGAAGCCUUGGGAACGCAUGGUCGUUAGUGGUCGACCCCAUUCACACGGAUUUAAGCUUGGGAGUGAGAUGCAUACUACAGAAGUGACAGCGAAGAAGUGCGGUGCCUUGAGUUUAGCUUCUGGAAUUCAACAACUUUCUUUGCUAAAAACAACUAUGUCAGGCUUUGAAGAAUUUGUGAGGGAUAAAUACACGCUCCUUCCGGAGACAAGGGAAAGGAUGAUGGCAACAGAGGUCACUACUUCUUGGAGGUAUACAUAUGACCAUGUUUCUCAGAUACCUCCGGACCCAUUUUGCUUCACAGAAAGAUACAAAGAUGUAAAGAAGGUUCUGGAAGAAACCUUCUUUGGGCCCCCGGAUACAGGAGUAUACAGCCCUUCAGUUCAGAACACUCUGUACCUUAUGGCAAAGGCAGUGCUCAAUAGGUUCCAGGAUAUAGCUUCAAUUCAUCUCCGAAUGCCUAACCUCCAUUUCUUGCCCGUAAAUCUAUCUAGCAAAGAGAACCCAACCAUGGUGAAGGUGAGAUCAUAAUUUUUGAUAAUGAUGUUUAUGUGCCGACCGACGAGCCACAUGGAACAAUAGAAGCAACCUUGAGCCGCACCAUGUCCAAGAUGUAAUGAGUUGGUUCGUGCAAAUCAAUAUACUCGUCAUGUUUUACAUGCCAGAAAAGUCAGUGCUUGUCUAUCAAUUUGAACUUUCUAUCAUCUGCUUAGGUGACCUCUUGUAUCCUUUCAUGAUGCGUGAAAUAAGUUUGUAGCAUGCUUUGCAGGCCCCGGCUUGGCUGAACUUUGAAUACAGAGGGCUUCUUUAGAUUCCUAAUCUCUCAUGUGAAUUCAUCUUUUUAUGUGGGCAGUGAUGGUUGGAAAAUUAGUAUCUCUAUCA